AUGCAUUCCAUUAGGAAUGGACCAGGCGCUGCACUAGCUGAAGGUGAUACUCUCGGCCUUGCGUUCCCAGGUUCAGAUAUGGCGUAUGCAUACACAGGCACGGGUGGCCUUUCGGUGUCUACGUCUCAUCGUGAAUAUAAACCAACCUCUGUGAAAGGACGGAGGAUUCCCCAUUGUUAUGUCUACUCUACACUUCAAGACUCGGUGUUCAAGUUCUCAACAGUAGAUCUACCAUCUUUUGUACAGCCAUCUAUUUACUUCUGCUGGAUGGUUUUUUCCCCCCAAAUGGGUGUCAAAUUACAUGAACUACUGUCUGAAUUAGACCCACAAAAUGAGAGCCUGUCAUAUAUCUGUGUGUGGAAAGUUGGUCACACCGUUGCCCCUGAAAGCGCCGUCAUCGAAAUCAACGAUCAGCCUUUUGUGAUGACAAGUUCGGAAAUCAAUAGAAUUGGGGUGGACAUUGAAAUGACGGAGCCGAGUCGAAAUUGUGAUAGACACGACACACUGGAUGAUUCAAUGCACUUCGUGUUCCCAACCUUGAAUAAUACUGCCUACAUGCAACAGCUGAUCGGUAAUAUGGCCCAGAGAAUGAAACCAACGAGGAAGGUACUUACAAAACAUAUAUUCAGUUCGACACCGACUUUGGAGGCGUUCACAAGGUCCCUUCUAACGAGGCAGUUUGACCUCAGCGAUUCCGUACUGCUGCUAAGGCCUGACGCGCAUAUACAUGACUUCUGGCCAACAACGCAAGAUAUAGAUAUCAAAAUAAAAUCUUAUUUGAACCAGUUUAAUUCUAGCUAA
Messenger RNA from Babesia bigemina, 801 nucleotides. RefSeq lists its product as hypothetical. The transcript is spliced from 4 exons. The record is from RefSeq and is a predicted model, not a curated record. Lineage: Eukaryota; Apicomplexa; Aconoidasida; Piroplasmida; Babesiidae. Bases 1 to 801 code for a protein of 266 amino acids.